Messenger RNA from Penicillium concentricum, 495 nucleotides. RefSeq lists its product as uncharacterized. The coding region runs from base 1 to 495 and encodes 164 amino acids. The transcript has a single exon. NCBI's taxonomy places the organism in Eukaryota, Fungi, Ascomycota, Eurotiomycetes, Eurotiales, Aspergillaceae. The record is from RefSeq and is a predicted model, not a curated record.
AUGGUCACCUUCCAGUAUGACCACUUUCCACCUUCAACAUCAUUCUAUCAACAACCUUCCAUCAUGGUCACCUUCCAGUAUGACCACUUUCCACCUUCAACAACAUUCCAUCAACAACCUUCCAUCAUGGUCACCUUCCAGUAUGACCACUUUCCACCUUCAACAACAUUCCAUCAACAACCUUCCAUCAUGGUCACCUUCCAGUAUGACCACUUUCCAUCUUCAACAUCAUUCUAUCAACAACCUUCCACCAUGGUCACCUUCCAGUAUGACCACUUUCCACCUUCAACAUCAUUCUAUCAACAACCUUCCAUCAUGGUCACCUUCCAGUAUGACCACUUUCCAUCUUCAACAUCAUUCUAUCAACAACCUUCCAUCAUGGUCACCUUCCAGUAUGACCACUUUCCAUCUUCAACAUCAUUCUAUCAACAACCUUCCACCAUGGUCACCUUCCAGUAUGACCACUUUCCACCUUCAACAACAUUCCAUCAAUAA